Molecule: messenger RNA, 1172 nt
Organism: Pisolithus orientalis
Lineage: Eukaryota; Fungi; Basidiomycota; Agaricomycetes; Boletales; Pisolithaceae
Product: isoprenoid synthase domain-containing protein
Exons: 5
Coding region: 319-981 (220 amino acids)
Biological process (GO): isoprenoid biosynthetic process
Molecular function (GO): prenyltransferase activity
Source: RefSeq, a predicted model, not a curated record
AGGACUUACUUGGCCCAUUCACUUAUGUUGCGUCGAACCCUGGAAAGGACAUUCGUGGCACGCUGAUCGCUGCAUUCAAUCUAUGGCUCAACGUUCCGAAACCCAAGUUGGAUAUGAUUACCAGGGUUAUCGACACGGUGCAUAAUGCAUCCCUCAUGUCAGGGUCUUGUUCGUCCAGGGAGCUACUGUAAGGAGCUGACAACUACCAUCUCUACCCAGGCUAGAUGACAUCGAAGACGAUUCUGAUUUGCGAAGAGGGAAACCAGCCGCUCACAAAGUGUAUGGUAUUCCCCAGACCAUCAACUCGGCGAAUUACGCAUGCUGGCUCGCUUACCAACAACUGGCGUCCAUUCGAGAGGCUCCAACGGAGAGUACGGAAGCCAAAGAUCGUCUCCUGUUCCCCGAAACUUUGGAUCAAAUUUUCAGGGGUACAUCGUAGUAGCAGAACCCGACAUCACUGAACUUAACCAUUUGCAUUCAGAGGAACUUUUACACUUACACCGUGGUCAGGGGCUAGAUAUUAUCUGGCGAGACACCUUCAGGUGCCCGACUGAGCAGGAAUACAUCCAAAUGGCUCGGUGGCAUAGCGUUCUGCGCCUUUCAGUCAAGAUCAUGAUGGCGUUUGCAACUACAAAUGUUGAUGUAAAUUAUGUUCCUUUAGUCGAUCUGUUCGGCAUCUACGGUCAGAUCCGGGAUGACUACAUGAACUUGCAGAGCCAAGAGUACACGAACACCAAAGGCCUUGCGGACGACAUAUCGGAGGGAAAGUUCUCAUUCCCUGUUAUCCACAAUAUUCUCAAGCAGAGACCAAAGACAUCGACUUUGAAGCACCAAGCAAUUGCAUAUCUCAAGGAUACUACCCACUCCUUCGACUACACUUUAUGUGUGAUGCGAUCUUUGGAGAAACACAUUCAGGAAGAAACGGCCAGGCUUGGAGGAAACCCAAUACUAAAGACGUUACUGGAAAGAUUACACCAAUGACGCUGUACACACCCAAAUGGCAGAUCCACUUGUUUGUUAUUCCUGGUUUCUUAGAGAUGGUAUACGUACUGCUGUCAUAUGGCUUGUUUGAUAGGAGAUAGCUUUCAUACUUGAUUGGCAAUAAAUGUAGACUAGUCUGAACCUUGCUCCCCGUCGUUGUCGUCAUCGCCGAAGAAUUCAUCUCCGGAGAC